Messenger RNA from Marmota monax (woodchuck), 2327 nucleotides. It is a transcript of the gene Insc, whose product is annotated as INSC spindle orientation adaptor protein. Lineage: Eukaryota; Metazoa; Chordata; Mammalia; Rodentia; Sciuridae. The transcript is spliced from 13 exons. Gene Ontology annotation, cellular component: apical cortex. Gene Ontology annotation, biological process: regulation of asymmetric cell division; asymmetric cell division; apical protein localization. The record is from RefSeq and is a predicted model, not a curated record. Gene Ontology annotation, molecular function: protein binding; cytoskeletal adaptor activity. The coding region runs from base 34 to 1842 and encodes 602 amino acids.
GUCACAGGUUUUCCAGGGCCAUGGCUCAGAAGGAUGGGCAAGGAGAGAGAAGCUGUUCACAGGAGCCCAUGUAAGGAGACCUGGAGCUGCUGUGGGGCCAAGACUGGAGCCAUGAGGCGGCCCCCAGCGAAUGGAGAGGCGGCCAACAAGGGCCCAGGCGGCUGGGGGCCAUGGGAGUCCAGGAGGCUGUGCUGUGCUGGCCCCGACCGCUGUGGGCAGGCUUUGCUGCAGAUUGGGAUCAACAUGAUGGCACUGCCUGGGGGCCGCCACCUGGACUCCAUUCCUCUUCCUGGGCAGCGGCUGCACCUGAUGCAGGUGGACUCGGUCCAGCGCUGGAUGGAGGACCUGAAGCUCAUGACUGAGUGUGAGUGCAUGUGUGUCCUGCAGGCCAAGCCCAUCAGCCUGGAGGAGGAUGCCCAUGGUGACCUCAUCCUGGCGGGCGGUCCCAGCCCCGGAGACCCUCUGCAGCUGCUGCUCAAGCGGGGCUGGGUCAUCAGCACUGAGCUGCGCAGGAUCGGGCAGAAGCUGGACCAGGACCGCUGGGCGCGCGUACACAGCAUGAGCGUGCGUCUGACGUGCCACGCCCGCUCCAUGGUCAGCGAGUACAGCGCGGUCAGCAGGAACUCCUCCCAGGAAAUGGGCCAGGUUGAAAAGCUGCUAAUGGAGAAGUGCUCAGAGCUCUCAGCAGUCACAGAGAGGUGCCUCCAGGUUGAGAAUGAGCACGUCCUGAAGUCGAUGAAGGCCUGCGUGAGUGAGACCCUGAGCACACUGGGCCAGCACUUUGGUCACCUGCUGGAGCUGGCCCUGACACGGGAGGUACAGGCAUUGGUGAGAAAAAUUGAUGCCUCGGACAAUAUCUACACCACAGAGUCUACCACAGGCAACCUGUUCAGCCUGACCCAGGAGGGGGCUCCUUUGUGCCGCAUCAUAGCCAAGGAGGGUGGGGUUGUAGCACUCUUCAAGGUCUGCCGACAGGACAAUUUCCGGUGCUUGUACCCGCAGGCGCUCCGCACACUGGCCUCCAUCUGCUGUGUGGAAGAGGGUGUCCAUCAGCUGGAGAAGGUGGAUGGUGUUCUGUGCUUGGCCGACAUCCUGUCUGAUGACAGCCACUCAGAGGCCACGCGGGCUGAGGCUGCAGCUGUUGUGGCCCAAGUCACCUCUCCACAUCUGCCCUUCACCCAGCACCUCAGUAGCUUCCUGGAGAGCAUGGAGGAGAUCGUAACAGCUCUUGUCAAACUGUGCCAAGAGGCCUCGUCUGGGGAAGUCUUCCUGCUGGCCUCUGCGGCCCUUGCCAACAUUACCUUCUUUGAUACGAUGGCCUGUGAGAUGCUUCUGCAGCUGAAUGCCAUCCGGGUCCUCCUGGAAGCCUGCCGUGACAAGCAAAGAGUGGACACGCCCUACACCCGGGACCAGAUCGUGACCAUUUUGGCAAACAUGUCUGUUCUGGAGCAGUGUGCUUCUGACAUUGUUCAGGAGAAUGGAGUCCAGCUCAUCAUGGGCAUGCUGUCAGAGAAGCCAAGAUCUGGGACCCCAGCUGAGGUGGCAGCCUGCGAGAGAGUACAGCAGAAAGCUGCAGUGACCCUGGCCCGUCUCAGCCGAGACCCAGAUGUGGCCCGGGAAGCCGUGAGGCUCAGCUGUAUGUCGCGUCUCAUCGAGCUUUGCAGAUCCCCAUCAGAGAGGAACAGCAGUGAUGCCGUGCUGGUGGCCUGCCUGGCUGCCCUGCGUAGGUUGGCUGGGGUCUGCCCUGAAGGCCUGCAGGACUCUGACUUCCAGCAGCUGGUCCAGCCCCGGCUUGUGGACUCCUUCUUACUCUGUAGCAACAUGGAGGAGAGUUUCGUGUAGUGAGUGUUGGAGAGGAGAGGCAUCCCCCCCCCACUUUUCCUGCCGCUUGGAGUACACUACACACCUCUGAACACACCUGAAUACGUGACAGCUCUCCUCACCUCCUUAUUUAUACCUAAUUUAUUUUUUACAUGAAGUAGACAGAAGGCGAAACCUUCUAGCAAUAUCAUCAAACAGUAGGUGGUCCUUGGGAAUCGGUUUUUGUUUUUAUCUUUUGACUUCUGUGGCUUUUAAGUUGCAGAUGUUGAAAUGCACAAGAGCUAAUGUGACAGAUUGUCAUGGGUGAUUCACUUCAUCUGUUUUCUCUGCUCUCACUGUAUAAUCUUGCCUGAUUUUUUAAACUUGGAAACCAGAGUAUUUUAACUGGCCAGCAGUUUUGUUUAAAAGUUAGAUUUGCUCUUUCCAAACAUUUAAAAUGAAUUUCACAGUUGGACAGAAUAUAUUGGAAAGAAAGUUUUCUUCUUUAAUAAAUGAAAUUAUACGAA